CCAGUGCCAGCCUACCUCAUCCGAACCAGCUUUCUGCAACUUUUUCAUUACAGCCUCAGUGUUUACUGUUUUACUCCCCACUCCACCAACUCAUGAGGAUUUUCUGCCACUUCCUCUCCAAACUGCACCGCGGAUUUCCUUCUGCGUCCCGCUGCGUAAAACCAGAAGUGCCAACAACAGAAAGUCGGAUCGGAUCGUUUCUGGGAGUGGUGUAGCUAAUUGUUCAGUCUAUCUGUGUGUGUGUGUGUGUGUGAGUGUGUGUGUCUGUGUGUGUGAGUGUAGAGCUCUGCAGGCCUCUGCGGGUUUUUUUUUUUAUUUCCUGUUUCCAACAAUGUAUCCAGUCGUGAGGAAGAUGUUUUUCACGGACUCUCGGUGCGCAGGAGAUGAGACGAAGACGUACGAGGAGCUGUUCGCCAAACUGGACACCAACAAGGAUGGGAAGGUGGACAUUUCCGAGCUGAGGGAAGGCCUGGCUGCGAUGGGCAUCCAAACUGGGACGGGGGCAGUUCAGAAAAUCAUUUCCUCCGGAGACGAGAACAAAGACGAUUCGCUCAACUUCCAGGAGUUCUCCAAGUACCUGAAGGACCACGAGAAGAAGCUACUCCUGACUUUCAAGAGCUUGGACAAAAAUAACGAUGGCAAUAUAGACUACAUGGAGAUAAAGCAGUCGCUCGCAGAUCUGGGGAUGGACAUCAGCGUCGAGGACGCAAAUAAAAUCCUUCAAAGUAUAGACACUGAUGGCACCAUGACAGUGGACUGGACUGAAUGGAGGGAGCACUUCCUGUUUAACCCGGCCACCAGCCUGCAGGAGAUCAUCCGCUACUGGAAACACUCCACGGUUCUGGACAUUGGUGACAGCCUCACCAUCCCAGACGAGUUCACAGAGGAGGAGAAGACGACRGGUGUGUGGUGGAGGCAGCUGGCAGCGGGGGCCAUGGCGGGUGCUGUGUCSCGCACAGGGACCGCCCCGCUGGACAGAAUGAAGGUCUUCAUGCAGGUUCAUGCUUCUAAGAGCAACAAAAUCAGCCUGGUGGGUGGUUUUAAGCAAAUGUUAAAGGAAGGAGGGGUGACAUCUUUGUGGAGAGGAAAUGGUGUUAAUGUCCUUAAGAUUGCUCCCGAGACGGCUAUUAAAUUCAUGGCUUAUGAACAGUAUAAGAAGCUGCUGUCCAGUGAACCAGGGAAAAUCCAGACCCAUGAGAGGUUCAUGGCAGGAUCGCUGGCUGGAGCCACAGCGCAAACUGCCAUUUACCCCAUGGAGGUGAUGAAAACCCGUCUGACGUUGAGGAAAACUGGACAAUACUCAGGAAUGUUUGACUGUGCCAAGAAAAUCCUGAAGCGUGAGGGGGUAAAGGCAUUCUAUAAGGGCUACAUUCCCAAUAUUCUGGGCAUCAUCCCCUACGCUGGGAUCGAUCUGGCAGUCUACGAGAGUUUAAAAAACCUCUGGCUGUCUAAAUACGCUAAAGAUACAGCGAACCCAGGCGUUCUGGUGCUGCUGGGUUGUGGUACCAUCUCCAGCACCUGUGGCCAGCUGGCGAGCUACCCUCUGGCACUGAUCCGUACCCGCAUGCAGGCACAAGCUUCCAUCGAAGGCUCAGAGCAAAUGCCGAUGGGUCGCAUGGUAAAGAAGAUCCUGGAGAAAGAAGGCUUCUUUGGACUUUACCGUGGCAUCCUGCCCAAUUUUAUGAAGGUCAUACCAGCUGUGAGCAUCAGCUACGUGGUGUACGAGUACUCACGCUCUGCCCUGGGUAUCCACAAGUAGGCAAGCAAAGCCGUCCAUUUCCACCAGUUUAUUUGAUUCAUUUUUUUAUUUUUAUUAUUCCAACAAUCCUCCCUUCUUUUGUCUUUCUUUUUAAAUAAGCCGUUUACCCAGAGAUCACCUAAGUUUAAACUUAAAUGGAUGCAAAUGGAGCCACCCGUGUAGUUCUAAAAGUUAUUUAAAACUGUGCUGCGCUAACAUGGGUGUUCCAAAUGCAUGUUUUUAAAAGCAGGUUGUUUACAAGGAAGCCACGGCUUUAAACACACAGACACACCUGUGGUGAARAGUUAAAUCACAUCAGAGGGUACAUUUUGAUUUAGAUGGAAAAUGUAUUUUUAUAUCAAACUCUUCAUGUAACAAACAUCACAAAAUGCACCUUAUUUGUAUCCUGAUGGAAAGUUAAAGCCACCACCUGCUGUUUUUUUUAAAGCUAAUUAAACCAAAAAUAUAAAAAGUCAUAUUAUUCCACAAUUUCAUACCUAAUGAUUAUGUGUCACCAGGGAAUAAUCAGAAAUUUGAGGGGAAAAAAGUGCAAUAAUAAAGCAGAUAUACCUUUACAGAAAUGCAGAUGUUCCUUUAUGCUGUUGCACAUCUGGUAAAAAAGAAAAGAAAAAUGUGCCUUACGUGUUUUUCUCAGAUAUUUGUGGAUUCUGCUUCCUCCCCGUUUUCUUGCCUUGCUUUCCUAAAUUUGGUUCAUGGAUGAUGGUGUUUACAUUAAUAAACCAUUUACAAAACAA
Messenger RNA from Austrofundulus limnaeus, 2493 nucleotides. It is a transcript of the gene slc25a24, whose product is annotated as solute carrier family 25 member 24. The transcript is spliced from 10 exons. The coding region runs from base 332 to 1759 and encodes 475 amino acids. NCBI's taxonomy places the organism in Eukaryota, Metazoa, Chordata, Actinopteri, Cyprinodontiformes, Rivulidae. Gene Ontology annotation, cellular component: mitochondrial inner membrane. Gene Ontology annotation, biological process: transmembrane transport. The record is from RefSeq and is a predicted model, not a curated record. Gene Ontology annotation, molecular function: calcium ion binding.